GUAAGUAUCCAAAAGGGGACAGUAGAGAGCACGACCGGGGAUGCAGACAACACACCCGAAGAAGAAAUGAAACCGCAGCGCUGGUUAUCUUCCAUUAAAUAUCAAGUAGCUAGCUGGAAGCUAGCAAAGUAUCAUUUUACCGAAUUGUUUUAGGGUAUUGUAUUCAAUAUGGGCAAGAGGGACAAUCGUGUGGCUUACAUCAACCCCAUAGCAGCUGCUAGAGCCAGGGGGCCAUCACAGGCCUCAGGACCAACCAUACAGGAUUAUCUGAGCAGACCUCGACCAACAUGGGAAGAGCUAAAAGAGCAGCUGGAGAAGAAAAAGAAAGGCUCUAGAGCCUUGGCGGACUUUGAAGAUAAGAUGAACGAGAAAUGGAGGAAAGAGCUGGCUAAACACAGAGCAAGAUUACUAACUGACAAAGAGAGAGACAAAAAAUCAUCGGACCGAGAAAAAGACGACAGAAAAGAAAAGAAAGAGAAAAAGAAGAAAGAGAAGAAAAAAUCCAGCAGGCAUUCUUCAUCUUCCUCCUCCUCCUCCUCAUCGAGUUCUGAUUCCUCCAGCAGCUCCUCUUCAGAGUCUGAAGAUGAGGAAAAAAAGAAAACCACAAAGAAAAAGAGGAAGAGAAAAAAACUUUCAGCCAGAAGAGCAUCUGACAGCCCAGAGGAGGAUUCAGAUGCAGAAACCAAGAAAAGGAAACGAAUAAAAGAAGAGCUGGACAGAGAUGAGGAGGAAAAGGUACUUCGGAAAAAAAGGAAGGCUGAAAGAAGUCACAGAAAUUCCUCCUCAGAGUCUGCCGUCGAUUCAGACGGCGAGGAGAUGGGUGAAGCCAAGAAAAAAAAGAGAAGCAGUGAGGAGGAGAAAUUCUCAGUCAGUAACAAGUCUAAGAAGAAGAGGAAAAAGAAGCACAAGAAACACGGCAGGAAAAAGAAAAAGAAAGCAGCAUCUCAGUCGGACUCUGACUUUGACUAAAAGUGCUUUUCUUUUCCUGACUAUUUCCAUGUAGUAUCAUUUUGCAUUUGACUUCCAAACUCUUAUCUCAUCUCACUUGAAUGAGGACAGACGAUGCUGCAGUCCAGGGAAUAAAGUAAACAUUUUUAAAAUAUUUAAUUUGCAGGUACAUAUUUAAUAGACUUUCUGUCAAAUGUUUUUAUUCUGAAGGUUGCAUUCAGUAACAAGACUGACAAGAAAAUAUUGUUUCUUAUAUUUAGACACCCACUUCAUUCAGUAAGCUGGUCUUCCUUCUGCUUCUCACCAGGUUUCUCCUUUCACUGCACAGGUGCUGGUGCACGUGUCAUGCAUGUAGACUAUCUGAUGUCUUGCCAACCUCAUAUUGAAGUUGGAUUGUGUUAUGAGACAUGUUGGGCUCUCCGCUAACAUGUGUAAAGAGGAAUUGUUCCGGUAGAUGAAAUGUUACACUACAGUGUAAAUGUAUUAACAGUGACAAUAAAAUGUGUUGCUGGGAAAUA
Molecule: messenger RNA, 1466 nt
Organism: Oryzias melastigma (Indian medaka)
Lineage: Eukaryota; Metazoa; Chordata; Actinopteri; Beloniformes; Adrianichthyidae
Gene: fam133b
Product: family with sequence similarity 133 member B
Exons: 11
Coding region: 169-969 (266 amino acids)
Source: RefSeq, a predicted model, not a curated record